Messenger RNA from Oncorhynchus kisutch (coho salmon), 9880 nucleotides. Its product is annotated as agrin. The coding region runs from base 1916 to 7816 and encodes 1966 amino acids. The record is from RefSeq and is a predicted model, not a curated record. The transcript is spliced from 36 exons. Gene Ontology annotation, molecular function: calcium ion binding; laminin binding. Gene Ontology annotation, biological process: receptor clustering; multicellular organism development; cell differentiation. Gene Ontology annotation, cellular component: extracellular region. NCBI's taxonomy places the organism in Eukaryota, Metazoa, Chordata, Actinopteri, Salmoniformes, Salmonidae.
UCGCCACGCUGUCUUUUCGUCAGAGCUGAGGCAGGCAGGGAGAAGCACUGCUCCGAAUAGUGACGGUGAUCAAGAGACGACACACUCAGCCGCUGUUGUAAAAUGCAAGAGGUGGACCAAGUGUCAGGCGCCAACGCUCGCCUUCUCUUUCAUCUCUCACUCUAUCGCUCUCCCGCUCUGCUCUGGUUGUCUCUAUCUGCAGCCCGCUGGCUGGCUUCUCUCUCUCUCGCUCGUUGGCUGGGGCUUGGCUGGCCGAGCAGCGAAGUGUAUUGACACAGUGGACUACCUGCUGCCUGGGGACUGUGUGCGCUGUGAGUACUCUAUAAAUACGCGGAGCUCCAAGUUGUUGUUUUGGCUGCCAGUGAAUGGCCUUGUCCCUCGGAGGAACAACUUGAAGGUGAGCGUCAGGAACCGGGAGUAGCUUCUGGAAGAGGAACAGCCAGGAGGAAUGGAUGCUUGAGAAAAGACCGAGAUUGAGCCAGCUUCUCCUCAAUGAAAAAUGUGUGAAUAAGCAACAGUUUUUCAGAAAAGGAGAAAAACAAGUCACACUCUCGGACAGAGGGAAGUAACAAGAGCCCCCCCCCCCCAUUUUAUUUUUGGGUGAAUAUGCCAUUGUGUGGACACAAAGAAAGAUAGAGAAACACAGUCUUCAGUGAUUCUGUUAAUGUCUUAACAGUCUUUUUCUCUCUUUUUCUCUCUCUGUUUCUUUGUGUUUAUUUUUCUCCAGUUAGUGUCGGCUGUGGCUUGUCACUUCUGUAUAGCCGGUCUCUGGUGGAACAGCGCAAAAGGAGAAGACGACUUGCGCUAAGGGACAGAGAAGGGGCACGUAAAUAGUUUCCCUCCCAACUUCCCGCCACUCUCUAAACAUUUUUCUGACCUGCUUUCUCCGGACCCCAGGGGUGGCCCCCAAAUGCGAGUGGCAAGGGAGCCAUACUGUUUUGAAACCAGGAAAGGGGGUAGUGGAAAAAAAUAUCCCCCUUCACACUCCUGAGAGCAUAUGGUUUAGCGAGUGGUGGGCAGCUGCUUACUAGCCACCCGCUAAUUACGCUAGCGCGACAACAGGGGCAGCUCUGUGCUCGGAGGAGACAGUCGUGUUAUUGCUGGCUUUAUUUUGGUGCUGACUGGAGCUAUACGGAACAAUAAGCUUGCGGGCACAAAGAAUACAAAGAAGCAGUUGUUCUUGUUUUACUUGUAGCGUUUUGUAAGGAAAAGAAAAGGAGGCUGCUAAUGAAUGUCUUUACAGCUUCAGAGCUGCCGGAGCUCUAGCCCCAAGGCUCCCAGUUUAUCAGCCACAGGAGGCUGAAGGAAGAUGCUCCCCGCCUACUCUUGACGAAUACUGUGGAAGCGCAGUGGUGCCUGGUUCAUUUUGUCUUGAGGGCUGCCGGGAGACCAGUGGGAAGUGGAAUUGUUGACCAAGGCGGUGAAGAGAUCAAGGAGGCUCCUUACUGUGGAAUUACUUUACUUGAAUUACUUUAACUUUCAGGUGCACAUACGUGUGGUUGGUUCACACAUACACGUUCAUACUGUAUGUUUCCUCACUCCCCACACAUACAAUCUGUCGUGGUCCCCUUCCAGUGCUUGGAUUAAAAUGGAGGUAGUGUGGGCAGGUGGGGGGCUGUAGGAGCGGAGGCCCAGACCCGUCUGUCCUCUUCCCACAAAUGGAUGUUAUUAGUUUCCUAAAUUAGUUGCCUGGAAACCUCUAAAAGCUUCUGGCCGUGUCUUUCUGAAAGCAACUGCAACUCCCUCCCCACGGUGGAACACAGCUUGAGUCAGAGCUGAAUCUACCAGCCAUUACCCAGCCUAUCAUUCUCUCCUCCUCUAGCCUUGUUUCGCGUGUCAUCUUUAUUCCGUGGUUCUUCAUCUCCCACCCCGUUACCCGCACCUCCCCGUUGGGGACGCACUCUGGAAGUGGAGUAUGACCAGCUGCCAUUACCCCACGCCGCCCCCAGAGCGGGACCGGAUGUACCAACACAAGGUGUCCCUGGUGGUGCGCUACUUUAUGAUCCCCUGUAACAUAUGUCUCAUCCUGCUGGCCACCUCCACGCUGGGCUUCGCCGUGCUGCUCUUCCUCAACAACUACAAACCUGUUCACUUCACACCAGCCCAGCCUCCUGACGAUUGCAGAGGAAUGCUAUGUGGCUUCGGGUCAGUAUGUGAACGUGAUGCGGCUGACCCCUCCAAGACAGAGUGCGUCUGCAAGAAGAUGGUGUGUCCGUCGGUUGUGGCGCCUGUGUGUGGCUCGGACUCCUCGACCUACUCCAAUGAGUGUGAGCUGGAGAAGGCCCAGUGCAACACGCAGCGGCGCAUCAAGGUGCUGCGCAAAGGACCCUGCGCCCUGGAGGACCCGUGCAGUGAGGUGACCUGCAGCUACGGCAGCACCUGCAUCCAGUCAUCGGACUCCUUGUCGGCCAAGUGCAUGUGCCCGCUGAGCUGCGACGGUAAGCCCGAGCAGGUGGUGUGUGGCAGUGACGGCCAAGACUACCGCAACGAGUGCGAGCUCUACAAGCAAGCCUGCCACACCCAGAAGAACUUCCGCCUGCAGCACCAGGGAUACUGCAACCCCUGCAAAGACAGCGAGAACAGUCUGAAUGUGGCGUGCCGGGUGGAGCCACGUACCCGCCAGCCCCUGACCUUUGCCCCCCCGGAGUCCUGCCCACCUGUCAAUGAGCCACUGUGCGCCAGUGACAGCCAGACGUACGAGAGCGAGUGCCAUAUGACGAGGACGGGCAUGCAGAAGGGCAUUGAACUCAGGAAGAUCCACCCGGGCCGCUGUAAGAAACAAGAGAUGUGCAAGGUGGAGUGCAAGUUCAAUGGCGUGUGCCAGGUGGAACGUCUAGGCGUGCGCUGCUCCUGCGAGCCUAUCCUGUGCGACGGGACCUACAAGCCGCUGUGCGGCAAAGACGGACGCAGCUACGUCAACGACUGUGAGCGGCGACGGGCCGAGUGCCUGGCUAAAGCCCACAUCCCCGUCAAGCAGCAAGGCCCGUGUGAUCUCCACGCGCCCAGCCCGUGCCUGGCAAAGGCCUGCGAGUUUGGCGCUGUGUGUGUGGUGAAGAACGACAAGCCCGUAUGUGAGUGCCCCGAAGCCUGCCUCCAGACACCCGACCCAGUAUGCGGCAGUGACGGCCACAGCUACGGCAGCCAUUGUGAGAUGAGGGCCACGGGCUGCGCCCUGCAGAGGGACAUCCACAUUCAGCACCGAGGACCCUGCGACGAGGCAUGUGCCAACUGUUCAUUCGGGGCGAUCUGCGACGGGCAGUCGGGCAGCUGUGUGUGCCCGCAGGAGUGCGUGGAGUCCCACCAACCGGUGUGCGGCAGCGACGGCUCCACCUAUGACAGCGAGUGUGAGCUCCACGUACGCGCCUGUACCAAGCAGCUUGACCUGCGUGUGCUCGCCCAGGGAGAAUGCAAGACCUGUGGCAGCGCUGUGUGUGCCUGGGGGGCCCAAUGCAUCCAGAACAAGUGCGAGUGCACGCAGUGCCAGGGCCAGGCUCUCUCGCCUGUGUGUGGCAGCGACGGCAUGACCUAUGACAACACUUGCGAGCUGGGCUUGGCAUCCUGCGUCCUCAAGAAGAAGAUCGAGGUGGCCAAGCUCGGCAGCUGCGAAGAAGAGUGUGGUUCAGGAGGGUCGGCCUCAGGUGUUGAGAGCUGCGAACAGGAUAGGUGUCGUACGUUUGGAGGCUCGUGGGACGAGGACACAGAGGAUGACCGCUGUGUCUGUGACUUCGACUGCAAUCGCGUGCCUCGCAACCUGGUGUGUGGCUCAGAUGGGAAGACCUACAGCAACGAGUGUGAGAUGAAGAAGGCCAGUUGCGAAAGGCAAGGGCAUCUGCUGAUCCAGAAUCAGGGACCCUGCACAGCGAUUUCAGCCACCUCUCCACCGGAGCUGACAGCGCCACAACGCUGCAUUCAGUCAGUCUAUGGCUGUUGCCGCGACAACAAGACGGCGGCCCUUGGUGUGGGACUCGCUGGAUGCACCAGUACGUGCCAGUGUAACCCGUAUGGCUCCUACAAGGGGACGUGUGACCCGGGCAGCGGCCAGUGCUCCUGUAAGCCCGGCGUCGGGGGACAGAAGUGCGACCGCUGUGAUCCAGGCUUCUGGAACUUCCGUGGCAUUGUCACAGAGAACUUGAGCGGCUGCACACCGUGUAACUGCGAUGCAGUGGGCUCGGUGAGGGACGACUGCGAGCAGAUGUCAGGCCUGUGCUCCUGCAAGACUGGAGUGAAGGGCAUGAAAUGCAAUGUGUGCCCCGACGGCAGUAAGAUGGGCAGGAGCGGCUGCGACACAGGUGCUGAUGCCCCAACCUCAUGUAAUGAGCUGGACUGCAAGUUUGGUGCGUCUUGUGUUGAGGUCAAUGGUCAAGCCCACUGUGAAUGCCCUUCGCCCGACUGUGACGAGAUGAACAAGACCAAGGUGUGUGGCUCUGAUGGGGUGACCUACGCUGACCAGUGCCAGCUGAGCACCAUUGCCUGUAGGCGGGACAAGCACAUCAGAGUGGAACACUUUGGCCAGUGUGCAGAAAGCAUCACCGAGCCUGCCAGCCGACCCACCCCUUACCCCCCCACCCCCCGUGCAAAAGCCACCACCCCCUCCCACGUCAGGCUUACGCCGCCGCGCCAUGGCACAUCAUACUCUCCCUGGGACGAUGAUGAAACCGAGGGGCCACUAGCCUCAUUCGUGGAGGCCCUGCCGCCCCCCAUGUCCACUGAGAGACCGCUCACCACCAACCACCCCGUCAUCACCCCCCACCACCCACCUCACUCCACCACCCCUCGCCUACCCAGCCACACCAGCCCUGGCUCCUCCCCUACAGCCUUCGAGGACUCAGGGAGCGGUGAGCCCAGCGGAGACGACCAGGUGGAGGAGGUGGAAGAGGGUAGCGGCGUCGGAGUCCUGGAGGCGAGCGGAGAGGAGCCAGUUGACCCCACAGCCGCAGCCACCACCAUCCCCACAGCGGAGGACCGCUCGUCGUGUGACAACACUCCCUUCGGCUGUUGUCCUGAUGGCAAGACGGCUUCCAGCAGCCCUGAGGGAGCCAAAUGCCCCUCCACCAUGCGGUUCAGCGGCUUCCUGCACUUGGACCAGGUGGAGGGCCAGGAGGUCUUCUACACCCCUGAGAUGGAGGAUCCCAAGUCUGAGCUGUUUGGCGAGACGGCCAGGAGCAUCGAGAGUGCUCUGAACGAGUUGUUCCGUAAAUCAGAGGUGCAGAAGGACUUCAUGAGUGUUCAAGUCCGCAGCCUGGCGCCCAGCAACUACAUCCUGGCCUUCAUCGAGGCCCACUUCAACCCAGAGACCAGGUUCACGGUGCAGGACAUUGAAGGAGCCCUGCUCAAGCAGCUGAAGGCAGCCAAGGAGACAGCCAUUGUGGUGAAGAAGCCAGAGGAGGAGAAUAUUCGCUUCAACAACUAUGGCCUGUUCUCCCUCCCCUACUUCACCACCAGUACCACAGCUACCACCACCACCCCCACUGCCAGCACUGCCACCAGCACCACGCUGCCGCCCCCCAACUCCCCUUUCAUCACACGCCGUCCCCUGGGCACCACACGCCGUCCCUAUACCAGCCUCCGAACCACCGCCGCCCCUUCUACCAUGGCCCCCACUCCCACCACUACUAUCACCCCCCUCCACAGGACCAGCCCUGUGCCCCACUACACCAAGGCCCAGCAGCCCUGUGACUCCCACCCCUGCCGCCACGGCGGCACAUGCGAGGACGACGGCGCCGAUUUCACCUGCAUCUGCCCUGCCGGGAGAGGGGGUGCUGUCUGCGAGAAAUUGAUCACAUACUUCAUCCCGUCAUUCGGGGGUAAGUCCUAUCUGGCCUUCGACACCAUGAGGGCCUAUCACACAGUCCGCAUCGCAAUGGAGUUCAGGGUGGCCGAGAUGACGGGCAUCCUGCUCUUCAACGGCCAGGAUGGCAAGAAGGACUUCCUGUCUCUCACCCUGGUCAAUGGCAAGGUGGAGCUCAAGUUCAACACCGGCUCGGGCACAGGAACACUGGUCAGUAAAGUCCAGGUGAAGCAGGGUCGCUGGUACCAGCUGGUGGUGACGAGGAACCGGCGCAACGCCGUGCUGAGCGUGGAUGAUGAGCUCCACAUCGAAGGCGCCAGCCCCCCCGGAACCGACGGCCUCAACCUGGACACACACCUCUUCAUCGGAGGGGUGCCCGAAGACAUGAUGACAGAUGUGAAGGAGAGGACCUCCACCGGUACAGGUCUUGUUGGAUGUGUUCGCACGCUGGAUGUCAACAACCUGGUGUACAACCUGCAGGAGAAGGGUGGCAACGUGCUCUACGGCACCGGCGUAGGCGAGUGCGGCAACAACCCGUGCCAGCCGAACCCCUGUAAGAACAGCGCCUCCUGCCAGGUCAAGGAGGCUGAGAUGUUCCACUGCAAGUGCAUCAACAGCUACUCCGGUCCGACGUGCGCCGACACCCACAAUCCAUGCGAGCCUAACAGAUGCCACCCAUCGUCCCAGUGUCAGGUGCAACCAGAAGGAGGGUAUAAGUGUGAGUGUCCCAUGGGCCGCGAGGGACUCUAUUGUGAGCAAGUGUCGGACAAGAAAGGGGCCUACAUGCCGUUCUUUAGUGGUGACUCUUACCUGGAGCUGAAGGGAUUGCACACCUACGGUCACAAUCUCCACCAAAAGGUCAGCAUGACGGUGGUGCUCAUGGCCAACGAAUCCAACGGCAUGAUAUUCUACAAUGGCCAGAAGACCGACAGCAAAGGGGACUUCAUCUCCCUCUCCCUCAACGACGGCAUCCUGGAGUUCCGCUACGACCUGGGCAAGGGCCCCGCCGUCAUCAGGAGUAAAGAUAAGAUCAAGAUGGGUGUGUGGAACACAGUGAAUCUGGAGAGGGCCAGUCGCAAGGGAGAGAUCAACAUAAACGGAAAGGACCCAGUCAGGGGAGAGUCGCCGAAAUCACGCAAGAACCAACACACCGCUCUCAACCUGAAGGAGUCUCUGUUCGUGGGUGGUGCUCCUGAUUUCAGCCGGCAAGCGAGAGCCGCCUCGCUCAAAGAUGGCUUCAAGGGGGCCAUUCAGAAGAUCACCCUGAUGGGCACUCCCAUCCUGCGGCAGGCGAACGCAUUGCACUCCAGUGACGUGGCAAUGUUUAAGGGCCACCCGUGCAGCCGGGAUCCCUGCCACAACGGGGGUCUCUGCAACCCCAUGCUUGAGAGCUAUGAGUGUGUGUGCCCCCACGGCUUCACGGGCACAGCCUGUCAGAACACCAUCUUGGAGAAGUCCGCCGGGGAGUCGGAGUCCAUUGUUUUUGACGGACGGACUUUUAUCGAGUACCACAACGCCGUCACCAAGAGUGAGAAGGCCCUGCUGGUGAACAAAUUUGAGCUGAGCAUCAAGACGGAGGCCACACAGGGCCUGGUGCUGUGGAGCGGCAAGGGCGUGGAGCGCUCUGACUAUAUCGCCCUGGCCAUUGUGGAUGGCCGCGUGCAGAUGACCUAUGACCUGGGCUCCAAGCCUGUGGUGCUUCGCUCGACGGUGCGCGUCAACACUAACAGUUGGAUCUGCGUCAAGGCCAGCAGAGCACGUAGGGACGGAUCUCUCCAGGUGGGCAACGAGGCAGCAGUCACGGGAUCGUCGCCCCUGACAGCCACUCAGCUGGACACAGACGGAGCUCUCUGGUUGGGUGGCUUGGAGGAGUUGAUGGUGGCCCACAGACUGCCUAAGGCCUACAGCACGGGCUUCGUUGGCUGUGUAAAGAAUGUGGUGGUGGACGGCAUGGGGCUUCACCUGGUGGAGGACGCACUCAAUAGCCCCAAAAUAUUACACUGUUCCGCCGCUGAGGACAAGAAAUAGCCUGGUUAAACCACCCCCUUCAGAAACUACAUGUCUAAUGCUGUAAUUAUGUUCUAUUUUUGCCUCGUCUUGGUGUCAUAUCAGUCACUACCACCCAACACAGGCUAUAGACAUAACCCUAACUCUACAUACAAACAUUCCCGUGUGAGGCAAAUGCAGUAGACAUACUGCAGAUACCUGUGUCAUGUUCGUUAGAGCACACUGUUACAAAAUGUUUUGCAACAUUUUGCAACGAAAACAAGCCUGUCUUAUUGGUGCCUCAUGAACACAACUCUGGUUUCAUAGAACCCUCUGCUUGCCCCUGAUAGGACACAAGUGUAUUCCAUAUUAGUUAAGACUGAGUUUCGGAAACCGUCUGAACAAAGUCCUCAUACAGCGCAAAUACUCUCAGUUGGCUCUGAACCAAUGACUAAGUCUCAUUUUUGAACAAAGACGAAGACUUACAUUCCAGAACAACUUACAUAUCAUCAUUUAAAACAUCCAUCAAUCAAGAAAUGUAAUAAUAAUUUACAUAAAUAAAUGUAAUAAAUAUAGAGUAUAUAAAUACCUGAGACUGUGAAUAUGUAAGAUUGGUUCUCUUCUCAUGUAUUGUGCUUCUCAUGGAUUGUGCAUAUUCUAUUUUGCAAUCAGUAAAGCUAACAAUGACCACUAGUUGCAUGCAGUUUCUGCGGUGUUGAUUUUUGUUUUGUUUUAGUUUCGCCAGAUCUUUUCAUUUUCUGAGGCGAGCGUGUCAGCGGUCAAGUGGAUUAUUUUACUCUCACCUGAUUUCACUGAGCUUGUAGAACUAAUUUAAUUUGGCUGGGUCCUUUUUUUUUUAUGGUGUAACAGAACAAGUUGUUGUUUUUACCACAUCUGGCCUGAUGGAGGAGCUGUAAGAUAAGGUUAAAUAGAGGAAGAGGAGAGAUGUCAUACAUACCAGGUGGGCAAUGGGACCCUUCAAUGCUCAGUCAUGGAAUGUUUAGUCAUCAAAAAAAAUCUUCAAUCUUUCAAAUUUCAGAGCAAUUUUUUUUUUCUCAAAUUGAAAUGAAAACUGGUUUAUACUCUUGCAUUAAAAUAAACGGGUCAAUCUCUUGCUGUUGGUAAGGGGAUAAUGUGAUAAGUUGGGAUAUUGGGCGGCAAAAUUUAAAGAAAAAUCGCAAACAUAAUUGCAAUUGCAAAUAAACAUACUAAUACAUGGGUUUGUAUUAAGAUGAAUUCUGUAACAUCCAAAAACUGACAUAAACCCACUCUGUUUUGAUACAUAAGAUACUUGGCAAUAUUGUUCACUUCAUAUUUCCCCCUUCUGAAACAAAGGCGGCCAUUUUGUACGUGUAAAUGUAGCAUUGUGUAAAACUGUGGAGGUUAUGUUUUUAGUACUAUACACUGGAACCAAGAAGUCUGACUUGUCUGUUCACUACACACAAUAAUUAUGUUCUUAUGUUAAUGGGGAAGGGAAGGGAAGGGAAGAGCAUUGAAGCAUAUGGCUUUUGAGUCAAAUCAAGGACUAGUUUCCAAAGCUAAGACCAGUAACCGUGUGUGCGUAUGUAUGGUCUACACCACUGCAUUUCUAUGUUGUAUUACUGUUGAAUGGGACCUAUUCCAGUAGUUGUGGAAUGUGUCCUGUGUUAUUGACACUCAGAAGUGACACUGGCUCAAGAGUAAGACGGGCACAAUCUAAUGUCGGGGGAGUUGAAACUGUCUAUGAAUUGCCUUAAAACAGUUCAACGGCUCACCGGUUGACAAAGUCGUUGUCCAUGCUGUUCUGUGCUCUUAUUUUAGCCAGCAUCCUAGCCUCAUCAACCCCAUAGUGUAAAUUAAUAUGUAAUAAUUCAAUUCAUAAUAAUGCUCAUACAAGUCAUCGGAGAGCCUCAAAAAUGUCUGCCUCUGGCUUUUACAGAAAAUAUACUAUUUACUGUUCCUUUGUCUUCAAGUGGAUUCCCCUAUCGACUGGCCUCUAAACUACUGUUUGAUUGAGACGCUCCUGAAGGGCAGUGCACCGAGUAAGAGUGGCAUGACCUGACCAUUACUAACUUUAUUACCUUUGUCUUUUGUUCCUACCACCAUGAAAUAAAAUGUCAAAACAGA